AACAUGACUUGUACGAGAGACUGCAGGAAGUUGAGCAGGAUAGAUUUCGUUUGGUUCAGCGAGUUAAUGGUUUAUUCAAAACCAACCAAGCAUACGAAAAAGAUAUUACAGUGCUGCGUGAUUUGAAUAAGAAAUUUAAAGACGGCCUUCUCGAGAUGCAGUCUGAACUUUGUGAAACCGAGGAUCACAACGCAAAAGUGUUCCAGAACAUAACCACCGAAAAUGAAAACCUGAAAGAACAAAUUCUCGACUACAAAGAUAUGGUUCAGAACCUAACCGUUGAAAAGAUAAAGCUGUCCGGGGACAAUAAAGGACUCAACAACAAACUCGUCGCUUUUGAGACCUACUGUGUCAACUACCAAAAUAUGGUUCAGAAUCUAACCAUGGCAAAGGAAAAACUGUCCGCGGAAACUGAAAACCUCAACAAACAACUUGUCGAGGAACGGUCUGGUUUUUGUGCCAUGGAAUUGGAGGUUGGCUACAAAGAUGUGGUCCAGAACCUAACCAUGGCAAAUGAAAAACUGUCCGCGGAAACUGAAAACCUCAACAAACAACUUUUCGAGGAACGGUCUGGUUUUUGUGCCAUGGAGGCCGGCUAUAAAGAUAUGGUUGAGAACCUAACCGUUGAAAAUAUAAAGCUUUCCGGGGACAAUACUGAACUCAAAAACAAUUUCGCCUCUUUAGAGUCUAACUGUGCCGGCUAUAAAUACGUGGUGAAGAAUCUAACCAUGGACAAGGAGGAACUGUCCGCGGACAAUGACAGCCUCAACAAACAACUCACCGAAGCACAGGCCGGAUUUUGUCUUAUGCAGGAGGAGUACAAAUUCUUGAUCGAUGACAUGACCACGGAGAAUCAGUAUCUCAUCGAGGAGAAUCAGGAGCUAACUUCGGAAAAAGAGAAACUGCACAAAAGGCUUAAAAAAUGUCAAGGGUAA
Molecule: messenger RNA, 935 nt
Organism: Bolinopsis microptera
Lineage: Eukaryota; Metazoa; Ctenophora; Tentaculata; Lobata; Bolinopsidae
Product: centrosomal protein of 290 kDa-like
Exons: 2
Coding region: 156-935 (259 amino acids)
Source: RefSeq, a predicted model, not a curated record